CGGGAAGCUUCGCUUUCACAAAAUCAGGCAGUCCGUGUUAUUGAACUGCGUCACUCUGCCAGUUUGUGGAGAGAGAGACGAGUUGGUGGUGUAAUCUGGUGAAGGGGUCCAAAGCUUUAUUGGAAAUAUUCGAGCAAAUUUGUGUCUUGAUUUUUAUAUUUAUCGAGUCUACAUUUGGCACGAUGGUCAAGGUGUCGUUCAAUUCGUCCCUCGCUCAGAAAGAUGCGAAAAAGGAGGAAGAAAAGAGUGAAACUCUUAUCAUUCCGGAAGACAAGGAUCCUGAAGAUGUGAUUCAUAUCCGCCAUCAGUCAAAAACCUGGUGCUGGUGCAUGUGCCUUGGACUAGCUCUGAUGCUGUCUGGUCUGGUAGUUGGAGGUGCUUAUCUCUACCGAUACAUCAUGUACCCGGAAGGUGAAGGAGUGUUCUUCUGUGGCGUGAAGUACCGUGAGGAAGAUUAUAUGAUCCCAAAUGCUCCCAACCCGUCUGCUCGUUUGCAUGAGAUUGAAGAAAGAAUCCGUAUUCUUGAGGAGGACCAAGUUGAGCUGAUUAACGUCCCUGUCCCAGAGUUUGCUGACAGUGACCCGGCUGACAUAGUUCAUGAUUUUCACAGGAGGCUUACAGCUUACCUGGAUCUCAGUCUUAAUAGAUGCUAUGUGAUUUCCCUGAACACUUCUAUUGUCAUGCCACCAAGAGACUUCCUGGAGCUGCUGAUUAACAUCAAGGCUGGAACCUACCUGCCCCAGUCGUAUCUGAUCCACGAGCAGAUGAUUGUCACUGAUCGCAUUGAAAAUGUCAAUCAGCUGGGCUAUUUCAUUUAUAACCUCUGCCGUGGCAAGGAGACCUACAGACUUCAGCGCAGAGAUGUUAUUAGAGGCAUUCAGAAGCGAGAGGCUUUGAACUGCCACACAAUCCGUCACUUUGAGAAUAGGUUUGCUGUCGAAACUGUCAUCUGUGAGAACUAGUGCAUAGAAGCACUGAAGUGACAGCUUGCUGUUGAAAAACCACUUAUUUUUUUCACUUUUGUGUGCAGUGAUUGGGUUUUUAAUCCUGUUGUUUUUUCAGUUUUGUUGCUUUCUGUUUUUAAAUGAACUAGUAAUGUAAACAGGGUUGUGUUGUAAAACUUCAUCCUUACUCAUCUCGUAAAUAAUAUUAGCACCAACUAGAUAUUGAGAAGUUAUUCUGUCAAGUGUUAUGUUUAAAUUUAAUUUAAUAAUCAAAAAAAAUAGUGGCAAUAUUCUAAAAACAAUGGUAUUUACAUCUUAUCUAUUUUUGGGAAAUUUCAUUUUCAGGGUUUAACUGCUUGUUUGAUUAAUGUAAAGGUUAAAUGGAGUCCAUGUGAAUUAGAAAAAUAUACGCCAUGGACUGGGCAAUAUUUUAAAAAUGCAAAAUAAAAAAAAAAAAGUGCAAUUCACAUCAAAUUUUAUACCACUUACCUGGUUGUAGAAUGUUUUUAUCCAGUUUUUUUUGUUAGGUUUUAUAUUUUACUUAUUUGCUGUAACCAAUAAGAUACCACAAAGCAUUUGAAAAAUGUAUAGCUUACUUAUAGUACUAAUUUGUAUAUAACCUUCCUUCUGUGUAAAAGGUAACUUAUACCACAAUAAAUCUUGGACACAA
Messenger RNA from Acipenser ruthenus (sterlet), 1614 nucleotides. RefSeq names its product integral membrane protein 2B-like. Bases 183 to 962 code for a protein of 259 amino acids. Gene Ontology annotation, molecular function: amyloid-beta binding. The record is from RefSeq and is a predicted model, not a curated record. The transcript has 6 exons. Gene Ontology annotation, biological process: negative regulation of amyloid precursor protein biosynthetic process. NCBI's taxonomy places the organism in Eukaryota, Metazoa, Chordata, Actinopteri, Acipenseriformes, Acipenseridae. Gene Ontology annotation, cellular component: extracellular exosome; Golgi apparatus; plasma membrane.